AUGAGGCUUAUAACGAUUUUAUUACUGGCCUUUGUGGUAACCGUAUGCCUGGUUCAUCGUGCAAGUUGCCAAAGUUCCAAUUCAACCAGUUCCAAUUCAACUAGCGCAACCACAACUACCACCACCACUACCCAAGCACCGAGCAGCAGCAGCAGCAACUCGGCAACAUUGAGGAGACAACGCCAGCGAAUCCGAAGAUUGAGACGAAGAUUGAGAAGAGAACAAGCUCAACGUAGAAAACAAGCUCAACGUAGAAGACGAACUCAACGUAGAAGACAAGUUCAACAAAGAAGAGUGCAACAACAACAGCGACAACGGCGGCGCAAUAGACGAAACAGGCGUGGCUAA
Rhagoletis pomonella (apple maggot) is the source of this 348-nucleotide messenger RNA. Its product is annotated as hepatoma-derived growth factor-related protein 2-like. The record is from RefSeq and is a predicted model, not a curated record. The transcript has a single exon. Bases 1 to 348 code for a protein of 115 amino acids. Lineage: Eukaryota; Metazoa; Arthropoda; Insecta; Diptera; Tephritidae.